UGCUCUGCCGUGACCAUCCGUGAACGAUUGCAUAAAAGACUCUCGUAUGUACCUGAAGUAUGCGAAUGGAGCUGAGAAUAUGAGAACGGAUCUGGCGGACCGGAUUGAUUUAAAGAGAUGGCGAAGCAGUUGCGAACAAUUUGGCUGAGUAAGUUUAGAUCAGGCUUGUUUCUUCUUUCUCCGUCUUAUAGUCAGCAAUAUUUCCAGGCCUCAUAGUGUCUCUCGGGAUACUACCACCACGACUCUACCCCUUGCCAUGGGUCUGCUAUCCCUUGGGACACCUCUAGCCUGGGAUGACGCCAAAAAGUACGCCGAUCACGUCAGGACGCACGGCAUCGCUCAGUUCUUGCAUAUAUGGGACCGUCUCAAGGACAGAGCAGGAGACGAAUUGCUGUGGGGGGAUGAGGUAGAAUAUAUGGUGGUCACCUUCGACAACGGGAAGAAGCACGCAAAAUUGUCUUUACGCCAGACGGAGAUUCUAGAGAAACUUCAAACGAUCACAAAUGACAUGGCAUCUGAUCGUGGCGAGACGGAUUCUGUUCCUACUUUCCACCCGGAGUAUGGCCGUUUCAUGCUGGAGUCGACACCAGGGUCACCGUACACCGGUAGUAUACCAGACCUCUUGUCAGUCGAAGGGGACAUGCGGUAUCGCCGUCGCCUAGCGCGCAAGUAUCUCAAGCCUCACGAGAUUCCAAUGACAAUGACCUCGUUCCCUCGACUGGGCACCCCCGGCGUGUUCACAGAACCAUAUUACGAUCCCGCCGACGCUGUUUCGAGUCACAGUCUCUUCGUGCCUGAAGAGAUAACAAACCCUCAUGCACGUUUCCCAACUCUUACGGCGAACAUUAGACGAAGGCGAGGAUCCAAGGUCGCCAUUAAUCUGCCAUUAUAUAUUGACGAUCGGACACCUCGUCCCUUUGUUGAUCCUACAAUUCCGUGGCAACGGAACAUAUACCCCGAAGAUCCAGAGGCAAAACAGGGUGCCGCAUUAAUAGACCAUGUAUACAUGGAUGCCAUGGGAUUCGGAAUGGGCUGCAGUUGCUUACAGCUGACAUUCCAAGCGUGUAAUGUUGCUGAGGCGAGACGUUUAUAUGACCUGCUGGUACCUGUGGCGCCCAUCAUGCUCGCCCUCACCGCUGCUAGUCCUCUAUGGCGGGGAUAUAUCGCUGAUGUAGAUUGUCGAUGGGACGUUGUAGCAGCCAGCGUUGAUGAUCGCACAGAGGAGGAACGUGGUCUGAAGCCUUUGAAGGAGAGCCGCUUCCAGAUUCCGAAGUCACGCUAUGGCAGUGUCAGCCUAUAUAUUUCCGACGAGUGGUUGAAUAGACCGGAAUACAGCGACAUCGAGGCUCCCUUUGACCCCGCGAUUUUUGAACGGUUAAAGGAUCAUGGCAUCGACCCCAUUCUUGCGAAACACAUGGCACAUUUAUUUAUUCGGGAUCCCCUAGUAAUCUUUUCAGAAAUGAUAGACCAAGACGAUACUACCAGCAAUGACCACUUUGAAAACAUUCAAUCAACCAACUGGCAAACCCUACGUUUCAAGCCUCCUCCAGUAAACUCACCUAUCGGCUGGCGAGUAGAGUUCCGAUCCAUGGAAGUUCAGCCCACCGACUUCGAGAACGCCGCAUUCGCGGUGUUCGUUGUUCUCCUUUCUCGCGCUAUCCUUAACUAUAAUAUGAACCUUUAUAUACCCAUAUCCAAGGUUGACGAGAACAUGGCUCGUGCGCAACGCCGUGACGCUAUCCACACCCAGAAAUUCUACUUCCGUAAAGACGUCUUCGCACCCGGUCAACCAUCACCUAUCUCUACCCCUGCUUCGUCUGGCACGAGCUCACCCAUAGAUCCUACCGCAACAAACGGCAUACCGCUUCAUAAGGAGAGAAAAAUGAGGAACUGUUUCCCUCCACCGCUCAAACCUGAGACGUGGCAUCCGCAAAACCCUAUUGAGGACGAGUACGAUGAAUAUACUUUGGAUGAGAUCAUCAAUGGCAAGAACGAUCACUUUCCCGGCUUGCUGAAGUUGAUCUAUGCAUAUCUCGAUACACUGGAUAUGUGCGAGCAUGAGCAAGUCAGAAUCACCCAGUAUCUAGAUUUGGUCAGGCGCAGAGCGAACGGUUCCCUCAUCACUCCGGCGACAUGGAUCCGAAACUUUGUACGGUCCCAUCCAGCGUACAAAUUUGACUCGGUUGUCAAUCAGGAGAUUAACUAUGACCUCAUGGUCGCGGUGGAUGAGAUUGAGCGCGGUAUCAGGGAGGCUCCAGAGUUCCUUCCUCCACAUCUCUGUCGUAAUGCAGACCUCAACGGCAUCUGAAUGAUCCCGCGUCUGGAGCUUUUCUUGGUUUAUGAGUGGAUUCAAAAUCCAACGGACUGGAGGAUGAAUUGAAAGGACAUCGAAGUAUUUCUUGCAUCACAGCACGCUAAGCACAGAGAACGAGAUAUAACAUCCAUACAGCACAGACCGCUAUCAACCACCAUUUGUAUCCUAGACAUAACAUAUGUAUUCAUUUUCAAGAGGCUUUUGUUGAAUCCUUAUUGUCGUAUUGUCGUACCUGCAGCUUAAGUUUCACGGUAAACAUUGUAUGAAACGAUUCUGAGUUUCUAUCUCCUCUAUUGUAUAUCCACAUUUCCCGAG
Molecule: messenger RNA, 2629 nt
Organism: Somion occarium
Lineage: Eukaryota; Fungi; Basidiomycota; Agaricomycetes; Polyporales; Cerrenaceae
Source: the annotation of a GenBank genome assembly